AUGUCGUCCGGCGCGUCGCCCGGCGGUCAAGCCCCCCCCGACGGCGCGGAGGCGAAGUACAACAUGAAGAACCCCGCGGUGAAGCGCAUCGCGCAGGAGAUGCGAGAGAUGUCCCGCGACGUCGACCCGUGCUACCACGCGGAGGCGGUCGAGGACGACAUCUUCGAGUGGCACUUCGCCAUCUUAGGCCCCGAGGACACCGAGUUCGAGGGCGGCAUCUACCAUGGCCGGAUCCUCCUCCCGCCGGAGUACCCGUUCAAGCCGCCGUCGUUCAUGCUGCUGACCCCCUCCGGACGCUUCGAGACGAACGCGAAGAUUUGCCUCUCGAUAUCCAGCCACCACCCGGAGCACUGGCAGCCGUCGUGGAGCGUGCGCACCGCGCUGCUGGCGGUGCGGUCGUUCAUGCCGACGGCGCCGGAGGGCGCGGUCGGGUCGUUGGACUACCCCGCGGACGAGCGACGGGAGCUCGCGGCGGCGAGUCGCGAGCGGCCGCCGGAGUUUGGGAACAGCGAGUCGCGACGCGCGCUGAUCGCGGAGGUGCACGCGAAGAUGCUGACG
This is a messenger RNA of Micromonas pusilla CCMP1545, 558 nucleotides long. RefSeq lists its product as uncharacterized. The transcript has a single exon. The record is from RefSeq and is a predicted model, not a curated record. NCBI's taxonomy places the organism in Eukaryota, Viridiplantae, Chlorophyta, Mamiellophyceae, Mamiellales, Mamiellaceae. The annotation marks the transcript as partial.